Messenger RNA from Eutrema salsugineum, 805 nucleotides. RefSeq names its product protein LURP-one-related 7. The transcript is spliced from 3 exons. Lineage: Eukaryota; Viridiplantae; Streptophyta; Magnoliopsida; Brassicales; Brassicaceae. The record is from RefSeq and is a predicted model, not a curated record. Bases 80 to 652 code for a protein of 190 amino acids.
CCUGCCUCAUCACUUGGUCGUAGUCGUCUUCUUUCUUCUUCUACCUUCCGCUUCUGACUGUUAGAAUCAGAUUAUGUAAAUGGCGGAUUCAGAUACUCCUUAUCACCCCGACCCAGACGAUCUCCGGCGAAUACCAUUCGAUCUCUUCGCCUCCAAAAAGCUUCCCGGUCUUUCCUCCGGCGAUCUCGGCUUUGCCGAUUCCUCCGACCGUCUUGUCUUCAUCCUCCGCAAAUCCUCUUCCUCCUCCCUGAAAUCACUCCUUGAUUCCUCCGGUGUUCCACUUUUCUCCAUCUCGCGUCUCCACAAUGGAAUUUGGGAAUUACAUAAAGGAGAUGUCGCAAAGCGUAAGGAGCUGGUUCUAACGGUGAAGCGGACAUUGAACAGGUUCAGCAAAACAGAGCUAGAUGUCUCAUUUGCAAACAAUGAUAUCGCUGGAGAAUCGUUGCAACAUCUUGUCAUCAAAGGUUGUCCCUUUCAGAAAUCAUGUACCAUUUACAGUCAAGAUUCCAUUGUUGCGCAGACUAGUUUAAUGUACAAGCUGAGGCAGAUUUACGUAGGGAGAAGCAAGUUUCGACUAACGAUAUUUCCAGGAUCCAUGGAUCAUUCUCUAGUAGUCGCAAUGGUGGCUGUGUUUCUUCAAGGAAGAAAAUGAAACAAAAGUCCUCACUUUCGUUCCUAACUGUGUAAAGAAAAAUGUGAGCAAAGACAUUAUUUUAGUACUUUGCAUCAAUCGGCUCUCACAUAAAAUGUAGAUACGAGGUGAUUGCACUUUGUUGAUUCUAUAAUCUGGCCUUGACCCAUGAGA